CGGCGGAGUAGAUGGAGGAGGAGGAGGAGGAGGAGGAGGAGGUGAGAGUCUGGAAGGCGGAGAGCAGAAUGAACUGGACGGAACAUGGACGGAUGCGGAUUACGGUAGCCUACUGGUCAGUCCGCCUUCCGACGGAGGUUUCGGUCGUUUGAAACGAAGAAGCCCGGUGAACAUGACCCAGGCCUCCGGUUUGUUGAUGCACAGAAGAGUCGCUGAUUUGCGCGUCGCCUCGUAUUGUCACUGAAGGGCUCGGCGUCAAGGAUGGUUUUACGUCUGCUGUGUGCUGUUUUAUAGGAUCGCUGGAAUGCUCUCAGUUUGUAUGCUGUGGUUUUAACACCAACAGAAGAGGAGGAAUCAAAGUGACCCCCCAUCCCUCCUCGUGUCGUGGGUCAGCUGCCAUCAUGGUUUUAGCCGUCCUAUUAGCAUCCUCACCCACCUGAUUCUUUUCUCGAGCCUCUUCAGACUGGAGCUCUUCCUGAGGGGAGCGCCUAAAACUCAAGUACCUAACAUAAAAAAAACCCAAAAUUAACCAAGUUUCAGCAUGAGAGAGCCACGCGGCUCCACGGGGCUACUCGUGUGGUCGACUUUAUGUCUGCUCAGCAGCGGCCAGCCCGCCGCACCUGACUCCUCGGGCCUGUCUCGGGCCAUCCGCGUGCCACUGCGGCAAGGCGCUCGCGACAAGCUGUCGCCGCCGCCACCUGCCGCUGCCGCUGACUUCUAUGAAGGAGGCGGCAGCGCGAGCCGGUACCGCACGCGGCGAGCGGCGGCGGAGGGCGGCCUGAGCUUUGUGGACAUGAUAGAUAACCUGCGGGGCAAGUCCGGUCAGGGAUACUACGUGGAGAUGGCCGUGGGUUCUCCUCCACAGAAGUUAAACAUCCUGGUGGAUACAGGAAGUAGCAACUUUGCUGUCGGUGCGGCUGCUCACCCGUUCCUGCGCAGAUACUACCAUCGAUCGCUCUCUACGUCUUACCGCGACCUGGGCAGAAGCGUGUACGUUCCCUACACUCAGGGCCGCUGGGAAGGAGAGCUGGGCACAGACUUGGUCUCAGUGCCACACGGCCCGAACGCAACGCUGCGAGCCAACAUCGCCGCAAUCACCCAGUCAGACCGCUUCUUCAUCAACGGGUCAAACUGGGAGGGAAUCCUUGGACUCGCCUACGCUGAUAUAGCUCGGCCUGAUGAGACACUGGAGCCUUUCUUUGACUCCUUGGUUCGCCAGACGUCUGUCCCCGACCUCUUCUCUCUCCAGCUGUGUGGCGCAGGCUUCACCCAGAACUACUCCCUGGGCAGCUCCACCGUCGGCGGCAGCAUGAUCAUCGGUGGAGUGGACUCGUCCCUCUACGUGGGAGAACUUUGGUACACGCCCAUCCGCAGGGAGUGGUACUAUGAGGUCAUUAUCGUGCGGAUUGAGGUGAACGGACAGGACCUCAACAUGGACUGUAAAGAGUAUAACUAUGAUAAGAGCAUCGUGGACAGUGGCACCACCAACCUUCGACUGCCGAGGAAAGUCUUCAAGGCUGCUGUCAAGGCUAUUGAAGCCGCCUCCUCCACUGAGCAGUUUCCUUCUGGGUUCUGGCUGGGGGAGCAGCUGGUAUGUUGGCAGGCCGGUAACACACCAUGGCACAUCUUUCCUGUCAUCUCCCUCUACCUGAUGAGUGAAAACCGCAACCAGUCCUUCCGAAUCUCCAUCCUGCCUCAGCAAUACCUGCGGCCGGUAGAGGACGUGUCCACUGCGCAGGAGGACUGCUAUAAGUUUGCUGUGUCUCAGUCCAGCACGGGGACAGUGAUGGGUGCUGUCAUCAUGGAGGGAUUCUAUGUUGUGUUUGACCGAGAAAAGAAACGCAUCGGCUUCGCUGUCAGCACCUGCCACGUGCACGAUGAAUUUCGCACAGCCUCAGUCGAGGGCCCGUUCCACGGUGUUGACCUGGAAGACUGUGGCUACAACAUCCCUCAGACAGACGAGUCCACGCUGAUGACCAUCGCCUACAUCAUGGCGGGAAUCUGCGCGCUCUUCAUGCUGCCUCUGUGUCUCAUGGUGUGCCAGUGGCGCUUCGCCCGCUGCCUCCACCCACACGGGGACUUUGCAGACGACAUAUCGCUCCUUAAAUGAUAAAAAAAAAAACUGUUGGCAGACUGUAAAUGUUGCAACAAGACGCUGCUGUUCACUGAGUGUUUUGAAAAGACUUUUCAGGAAUCUGUCCAAAAGUAUAGUUAUUGCCUUGCUGCCAUCGAGUUGUUUGCAAGGGAAACUAGAGCCAUUAAGAACUUGCCGGGACAAGAAAAGGUGCUGCUAUCAGCAUCCUCUCCUAUGCACAUCAGCAUGGCUAAGGGAACUAAAGUGGAGAACAAUGCAAAACUAACUGUUUAUUUAAGUUUUUUUUUAUAAAUAGUGUAAAAAUAAACCAUACAGACAGAUCAGAUCUUAGAAAGAUUGUUCUUUUUCUUUAACUUGCACAAGCUUAUGCAGGUUGGUUUAUUAGGAAUACGAGGAAAAGAAAGAAACAUCUAAAUGAUCAUUUCCUGGAACUGUUUUGCCCUGGUAUGAUUUGAACAUGUGGUUAUACUGUGUGUGCAUUUGUGACUUUAUGUUUGUGGCUUCUGCGUGAAUGAACCAAGCUGCGCCGGUACGUUUGCAGUUUUACUGCACUUGAAGCGGACACAGAAAGGUUAAAAAACUGAAGAGGUUACCUAUGAAAAUAAGAGAACAAUACAAAAUAAUUAUUGCACUUGGUUGCACUUGAGAAAAUUCUCCACAAAGAUGAAGUAUGCAGAGUUUAUCAAAUGUGUAUUGCUUAAAAAAUACAAAGUUAAAUGGCAUCAGAUGUCACUUUUUUCUUCUCGUCCUGAUAGCGUAAACGUAUUCACUGUAUAUAAAAGUGUUCAUCCCAAAUCUCCCAAACAGUGCUCGCUGCAUCCAUCUGAUCAUUUUCUUAUAAUAUAACACGUCAGGCAAACUUAAUAGGGCUUCUGUCACACACACAAACAUGUGCAGCCCAACAUCAGCUGGGACCAUUCAUGCUCUGAGAAGGAAACCAGCCCAAAGUAUUUUAUCCACUAAAGAACAGAAUGUAUGACUGUAAAGAAGAGUUUGUUGUUUCUGAAGAGGCUGUAAAUAUAUGAACACAGAACUGGAUAUUUAUCUGUCAGGUGCUGACUGCACUGUUGAACCAAUAAAGAACUUAUUGUAACUGUAAA
Messenger RNA from Austrofundulus limnaeus, 3195 nucleotides. It is a transcript of the gene bace1, whose product is annotated as beta-secretase 1. Gene Ontology annotation, biological process: membrane protein ectodomain proteolysis; amyloid-beta metabolic process. Lineage: Eukaryota; Metazoa; Chordata; Actinopteri; Cyprinodontiformes; Rivulidae. The transcript has 9 exons. The record is from RefSeq and is a predicted model, not a curated record. Gene Ontology annotation, cellular component: plasma membrane; endosome; trans-Golgi network. Gene Ontology annotation, molecular function: aspartic-type endopeptidase activity. The coding region runs from base 542 to 2110 and encodes 522 amino acids.